Molecule: messenger RNA, 2091 nt
Organism: Malania oleifera
Lineage: Eukaryota; Viridiplantae; Streptophyta; Magnoliopsida; Santalales; Ximeniaceae
Product: probable WRKY transcription factor 31
Exons: 6
Coding region: 365-2029 (554 amino acids)
Biological process (GO): regulation of DNA-templated transcription
Molecular function (GO): DNA-binding transcription factor activity; sequence-specific DNA binding
Source: RefSeq, a predicted model, not a curated record
CCUCAUUGACGCAGAUCCUUACCUCACUCAUAUUCCUAAGAUCUCCGGAUGGAUGAAUCCAUGAGGUAGGAACACUGGUUCCCCACUUGGUCUUAGUCCCUACUCCCUUUUUAAUGCCGAGUCUCUUGCACCACUCCAGAAGACUUCCAGACUACCUUUAAACUUCAACCCCCACUUCUUUUUUCUUUCUCCUCAUAUUUAAUUGUGUAUAUCACUUACCUUCAUAAUUAAUUAAUUUAUAUAUAUAAUAUUUUUAUGGAGAAACGAAUAAAUUAAAGAAGCCCGGCAGCAGCAGGAGGACUCCCAUUUGAUUCUUCUUCUCCAACCCGUUUUCGGCUUAUCAACCGAUCGAUCACAGUAUAUCAUGUGGAAGCACCGGGAAAAUUAUGUCAUGGACACCUCUGCCGGGGACGACGACGAUCAUCAUGAUAAUCAUUAUCAUCAUCAUCAUGAUCGUGUGUCUCCCUCAUCAAUAUCAUCCGGCCAAGAUCAGAAACGUGUGGUGGACGAGAUGGACUUCUUCGCCCGGAAAAGUUGCUCCCCAGAUGCCUCUGCUGAUCACGCGAACAAAGAUACUGCUCAUCAUCACGAUCAUGACGAUGAUGAUCAUCUCGCACAUGGGAUCGAACUCAACUUAAACACUGGUUUGAAUCUGCUGUCGGUGAACACCGGAAGCGACAAAUCAACCGUGGAUGAUGGAACAUCGUCGCCUGCCGCGAUUGAAGAUAAGCAAGCCAGAAACAAGUUGGGAGUUCUGCGAGUAGAGCUGGACCGGAUGAAAGCAGAAAAUCAACGUUUAAAAUGCAUGCUCAAUCAGAUUAACAACAAGUACUAUGCUCUGCAAAUGCAACUCGCACUCUUGCAGCGCCAACAAAAUCAGAAAACCCAGAUCCCACAGACAAAACAAGAAGUCGUUGUUCCCCGACAAUUCAUGGAUCUUGGUCAAAUCGCUGUUGCUGAAAAAGAUGAGCCCGAGCCCGUAUCGCAAUCUUUAUCGGAAGCGAGAUCACGGGAUUGCUGCGGACCGUCGCGGCCUCAUGAUGAUCAGAUCAAUGGGGAUAAAGAGGGUUUGAUGAUUGAGGGCAAGACCCGAAAGCGGAGCAGCAGUACUGUUGAUCAAAUCAAUAUUCCGUUCGACACCAAGUGUAGGGCUGAACAGGGUACGGAUGAUGAAAGUAGUAGUGGAACAGAAAAGAGGAUAUUACUGUACCAGGAUGAGGAAAAGUUUCGAGACUGGCUCCCAAACAAAGUUCAAAGAUUUAAUAAUCCGGCUGGAGAUGCCAAUCAAGCUACUGCUGACCAAAUCCGCAUGAUGAGAAAAGCCCGCGUCUCGGUUCGAGCUCGAUCCGAGGCUGCCAUGAUAUCGGAUGGAUGCCAAUGGAGAAAGUACGGGCAGAAGAUGGCAAAGGGAAACCCUUGCCCUCGAGCUUACUAUCGUUGCACAAUGGCCACGGCCUGUCCCGUCCGCAAACAAGUUCAAAGAUGUGCAGAAGACCGAACGGUGCUAGUAACUACAUAUGAAGGGCACCACAACCACCCGCUCCCUCCAGCCGCUGCGGCGAUGGCAUCGACCACAUCGGCUGCAGCUUCAAUGCUGCUCUCCGGUUCACUCCCAGCCUCUGGUCCAGACCAUGGCCUAAUGAAGUACUCCCCAAACAUCUCAAGCAUCCUCCCGGCCGCUUGCUCCCCCACCUUGGCUUCCAUUUCCGCCUCCGCGCCCUUUCCUACAGUGACAUUGGACCUCACCCGGAAGCCGCCACCGCCAACGUUGCAGAAGCCGCCAGGCCAUUGCCCGAGCACCUAUGUGCACCAGAGUUUUUCGUCAUUGGCGCAGGUUUUCAGCUCUCAGCUAGGGAAGGAACUGGCUCAAAAACUGCCCAUUAAUGGCACUCAAGCUCAGAAGCCUGCUGACACGGUGAGCGCAGCGACGGCAGCCAUCACGGCGGAUCCUAACUUCACAGCGGCUCUGGUGGCAGCGAUGACCUCCAUUAUCGGCGGUGCUGAUCACACAUCCAACAGUAAUGUGUAGUGUAGCUUACAAAACAAUAAUAAUAAUAAUAAUAAAAUAACAAGAGUUGCGACAUCAUAUGG